GAUUAAUAAGGGCGUAGCAGCCGAGUAGACGGCAGUCCUGCAGCAGAGUGAGCCUGUCGAACUGGAAAGGGGUGCCGACGGCCACGGUCAAAAGCCUCAAGCUCGCGCUGCAGACGACGACUCAUGGUGGAUUGCAAGGACAUAGCUGAGACCUUGCUCGACUGCCUGCGCGAGACGGAGUGCAUGAAGAGCGGCAAAGGAGCCAAGGAGUGCAUGAAGCUGACCGACGAGUGCCGCGUCUACCGCAACACGUACUUCGAGUGCAAGCGCUCGCAGCUCGACAUGCGCACGCGCAUCCGGGGCAUGAAGCAGCACUGAACUGAGGCGCGCGCCGGCGUCAAUGGUCAACAAAUGACGCCGCGGCUCCGCGCCCAGGGGCCCAUCACUAUUGAUGUGAUGCACCAGGCGUGCGGUUCGUGGGUUCUCCACGCCGCGCGCCCGGCUCCAGCGGAGACGCGGCAAUACCGACGGGGCGGCCCCAUAGUGCCGCGCGACGCCUGGAACACGCCGCGUUGCCUCCUGGUCAGCCCACAGUCCUCGCACAGGCAGACCAUGUCGCUUCUUCGUAUCAUAAGCGUCGCACUGCUUCUAUGGGGCGGAGACACUUUGCGCGCGCCUGCCGCGGCGCGGCGCAUGCGGGCGCCAGUGCGGAUGUCCCUCGUCGGCAGCACAUACCGCGUCAACCUCGACUUCGGCCGCGAGACUGGCACCUGGAUGCCGCCGCGUUGGGCGGUCAACGCGGGACGCACGGAAUUUACCCUCGAUUUGACCUUCGAGGACGCCGGACUCGCAAGCUGUUCGACGCCUCGGCCCCUGCGCGGCCUCGCGCUCGCGACAGGAGCGAAAUUUCCCAUCGAGCAGGCCUCGUGGCGUGUAGACACGGACAAGGGCGGCUCGACGCUGAGAUGCUUGUUGACGCACGGCGGACUCUCUGUGUCCGACUGUGUACUCGAGUCGGGCGACCUCUACCUCUCGAUCCCGUUCUUUCCCCCGAGCACCGUUUCAAAGAAGGAAGGCCUUCUGUCCAUCAUAGCGUAUCGGUUCGGCAUCCGCAAGGAGCGCCGACUCGUCGGCGUGUUUUUCGCCGAGGGACCGCUCGAGGAUACAAAAUAAGAUUAAUAGCUAG
This is a messenger RNA of Pelagomonas calceolata, 1126 nucleotides long. The record is from the annotation of a GenBank genome assembly. NCBI's taxonomy places the organism in Eukaryota, Pelagophyceae, Pelagomonadales, Pelagomonadaceae.